AUGGCCGGUACCUCAGAGGAGGAGCCCUUACGAGGGGAAAAUUCGAAUCAAGGUCCUGUUCAUUAUAUUUCAAUUCCAGUUAAUGGUAAUGGAAACAACAGUCAUGGUGUGGGGGAAUCUCCGUUUAAUGCUGGAUCAUCAUUUUCACAUAGGAGGCAUUCAAUCUUAGAUCAACCAUUUGGUUCAUUUAGAGGUGUAAAUUCUUUGAGUAGAUUUGCCACUUCUUUGAAAAGAGCUAAUUCCUUUAGACAUAUCGAUGUUCACCCUGAUGUGCAGAGAAACUAUUUUGAACAAUCUAAUGAUGAAUUGGUUAAUCCUGAAACCAUGGAACCCGCUCCAGAUGGUCGUAAAUUGUCUGUUGCGCUAGGUAGAGCUGGUAGUAUUGCUGUUAGACCUUCGAUUGCUAAUUUUCGAGAUAGAAGAGUAAGUGGCCCUGCAGUUCAAGAUGUAGAUGAUUAUGGUGCUACUGGAAUGAGUGUCAUAAGUGAUUCCCAGUCACAAUUUCGAGAUGGUGCGUCCGUGGUGGAAUCUGUUAUUGUUCCAGGUAUUUCUAACAUCGGGACAGCCGCUGACAACGAAUUAAUUACCCUGAGAAAAGUGGAAGGUAAAGAUGGCGAAGUGGUUACAGUUUUAGCAGGUAAAUCAACUGGUCCACAAACUAUUUUCAACUCGGUGAAUAUUUUAAUUGGUAUUGGCCUUCUAGCUCUUCCACUAGGCUUGAAAAAUGCAGGUUGGAUUCCAGGCCUUUGCCUAUUGUGUAUCUUGGCACUUGCUACUUUUUGUAGUGCUGAGCUACUCUCAAGAUGUUUGGAUACUGAUCCCACCUUAAUGUCUUACGCCGAUUUGGGGUAUGCAGCCUAUGGGAGUAAAGGUCGUAUUCUCAUUUCAUGCUUAUUUACUUUGGACCUAUUGGGUAGCGGUGUUUCGUUAAUCAUUUUAUUUGGUGAUUCUUUAAAUGCUCUGAUUCCCAAAUAUUCUUCCAAUUUUUUCAAAGUUUUAGGGUUCUUCGCAGUGACUCCUGGUGUGUUUAUUCCUUUGAGUAUCCUAUCCAAUAUCUCUUUACUAGGUAUUACCUCGACGAUUGGAACAGUAGUCAUAACUGCCCUCUGUGGGUUUUACAAGAAAGAAGCACCGGGCUCCUUAAUUGAUAGAAUGCCCACGGAUUUAUGGCCUAAAGACUUUAAAAGCUUUUGUCUCUCCAUUGGAUUGCUGAGUGCAUGCUGGGGUGGACAUGCCGUUUUUCCAAACUUGAAGUCUGAUAUGAGACAUCCUACCAAGUUUUUCGAUUGUCUAAAAACUACUUACAAAAUUACCACCAUAACAGAUAUUGGAUCAAGCGUCGUUGGAUAUUUUAUGUUUGGAAGCCUGGUUGAUGAUGAAAUUACAAGAAAUGUUUUACUCACUGAGGGAUAUCCUAGUUUUGUCUACGUUUUAAUCUCUUCACUAAUGUCCUUGAUCCCUAUUGCCAAGACGCCAUUAAAUGCAAGACCGAUUAUCUCAGUUUUAGAUACUUUGAUGGGUGUCGACGGUAUAGAACUCAAAAACGGUAAUAACCGAUCAAAAACUGCUGAAUUGGUUCAGCUUUUCAACAGAAUUUUUGUCAAUGUAGCUUUUGUGACUAUCGCAAUAAUAUUCCCCAAAUUUGACAAACUAAUUGCAUUUUUGGGAGCUGGGCUAUGUUUUAUGAUCUGUCUAAUUCUUCCAUGCCUAUUUUACUUGAAGAUUUGCAAAUCGUCCAUCAAAUGGUGGGAAAGGAUCCUCUGUUACCUCACAAUUUCAGUGAGCAUGCUGUUGGCUACUCUAGGAAUCGGUGCCGCCAUUGCUUCGUAA
This is a messenger RNA of Zygosaccharomyces rouxii, 1830 nucleotides long. RefSeq names its product Avt1p (gene AVT1). Bases 1 to 1830 code for a protein of 609 amino acids. Gene Ontology annotation, biological process: amino acid transmembrane transport. The transcript has a single exon. Gene Ontology annotation, molecular function: amino acid transmembrane transporter activity. Gene Ontology annotation, cellular component: vacuolar membrane. NCBI's taxonomy places the organism in Eukaryota, Fungi, Ascomycota, Saccharomycetes, Saccharomycetales, Saccharomycetaceae. The record is from RefSeq and is a predicted model, not a curated record.